This is a messenger RNA of Capronia coronata CBS 617.96, 771 nucleotides long. RefSeq lists its product as uncharacterized. Lineage: Eukaryota; Fungi; Ascomycota; Eurotiomycetes; Chaetothyriales; Herpotrichiellaceae. Gene Ontology annotation, biological process: iron-sulfur cluster assembly. Gene Ontology annotation, cellular component: cytoplasm; mitochondrion. The transcript has a single exon. The coding region runs from base 1 to 771 and encodes 256 amino acids. Gene Ontology annotation, molecular function: 2 iron, 2 sulfur cluster binding. The record is from RefSeq and is a predicted model, not a curated record.
AUGUCGGCGACACAUUUGAUGCCAGCCACGACGUCAUCCUCCCUCUUCUUCAGAGCGCUGGCACUCGCCUCAACAGCACGCUCUUGCCCCCAUGCCUUCAGGACCUUCUCUUCGACGAAAGCCAUUCGCCAGUCCUCGAAGCGCGAGCUAUAUACAGGCCCAUCCUACCAACCUCACAGUCUUCCCGCCGAUUUCCCUCUACCUCCCCGAAAUACCAACAUUCCGGACACCUCAAUAGCUGGACCGCAACCUCGUCUCAAUGACACUAGGCCUCCUCAAGAGAUUGGCACACGGCCGGGAGAUAUUGCAGAGACCGCGAGUAUAAGUGUGCCCGAAAGUGAGGCACAACAACCCAAAGCUGUGUCAGAACCCAAGUCUGUGGCACAACCCAAAACAGAAGAAACGAAGACGACCAAGCCCCGUCGAAGCAAGCUUAGGCCGCGGAAGGCAGCCAUGUCAAUCACUCCCAGCGCUUUACUCCAUCUGCGAGAACUUCUCGACCAGCCAACUCCUAAAAUGAUCAGAGUCGGUGUCAAGAACAGGGGCUGCUCUGGGCUUGCAUACCACUUAGAAUUCGUGGACAAGCCCGGGCCCUUUGACGAAGUCGUGGAGCAAGAUGGAGUCAAAGUCUUGAUUGACAGCAAGGCCCUCUUCAGUAUCAUUGGCAGCCAGAUGGAUUGGAAAGAAGACAAGCUCAGUGCUAGAUUUGUGUUCAACAACCCCAACAUUACAGAGCAAUGCGGUUGUGGCGAAUCAUUCAGCGUUUCAUAG